Molecule: messenger RNA, 777 nt
Organism: Cyclospora cayetanensis
Lineage: Eukaryota; Apicomplexa; Conoidasida; Eucoccidiorida; Eimeriidae
Exons: 2
Coding region: 1-777 (258 amino acids)
Source: RefSeq, a predicted model, not a curated record
AUGAAAGACAGCGGGAGACGCCUGCUGUGGUUGUUCGCACUAGCUCUCGUGGCACUCCCCCCAGCCUAUUGCUCCACAGGCGUAAAAGAUGACACGCCUAAUGAUUUGGCUUCUGCAAAUACCAAUGGGCCAAUAGUAAAGGGCAAGGAGAGUGAGGUUGCUGAAAUUCUUGCCAGCCCGCCGGCAUGCUUCCCUGAGUUGAUAAGUGCUGUGCCAUUCAGCAUAUACGGGGUAGACAAACACGGAAACCAUGUAAUUUUCCUCGAAGGCAGAUCAAUUAACUGGGAGGUGGUGAGCAGCAAAAAAUCACAUGACCUUGUUGACUACGUUAAGUACUUGGCGUUGUUCUUCUGGGUCAAUGUCGACAAGCGGGCAAACAGUGCCCUCACAGUUGUUGUGGAUACUAAUGGAUUUACACUACGCAAAGUGUUGAACGGGAGCGUCAAGGCGGUCCUCGAUGCGCUGGUUUCAGGCCUCGAGUCCACCGUUCAGUAUGUGGGUGAGAGGCCAGGCCAUGUCUUCCUUCUCAACUCUCCCGCGUAUCUCUCCCCCCUCAUCAGCCUUCUUUCUGGCCUGGUACAUCCAAAAGUGCAGCUCGUGUCCGUGAGCAGCAGAAAGAAAUGGGAGGUCUUGCUACAGGAUCACGUUGGCGCGUCAUUCCUACCAGUUGAGUACGGAGGCCUGAAAGCAAAGACUUUGAUGGAUUCGCCCUUUGUCAAGUCUAUUGACCAAGAGGUUAGAAGGAUCCUGGAGAGUAAAACCGCUGUUAAGUUGUAA